GAGCCGCCCUCGCGAUUAAGGCCGCAAAGGGCUCCUCUUCCCUUCUGCCACACGCCACGAACGAUGAGAUGGUGGACCCCGUCGUCGGCGCCUGGGUCCUCGAGUUCCUCCUCCGCCGACGUGACGUCGGCGACGCCCUCGCCGGCGAGCUCCUCCUCGCCCUUCCCCUCCCCUCCCCGCUCCCCCCCCGCCUCUCCGCCACCCUCCUCCUUCGCCGCCUCGCUGCCGACCUCUCCCGCCGCUCGGUGUCCCCCCGCACCCUCCAUUCCCUCGACCUCCUCCACCGCAUCCUCCCCUUCCCCUCCCUUGCCCCCGCCUUCACCGCCGUCGCCGUCGAGUGCACCGUCGCCCCUCUCCGCCUCCCACCCCUCUCCUCCUCCGAAUGCGACGCCGAGUUCUUUGACGCCGUCAAUAGGAUAUGGAACUGCCUAGUGGCAGACCUCGAGCGGUCGGAGGCCGCCGGGCUGGUGUCCUGCGCGUUGAGGGAGGCGAGGAUGGAGAUGGAGGCGGCCGUCGUGGAUCCCGCGCUGAGGGCCCAAUUGGCCCGGAGGGAGACCAAGGAGGCCGCGCUGGUGGCGGUUCGGGUUUGCUUGGAGGAGAUGGAGAAGGAGAUGGGUCCGACGUUUCUUGAGGCUGCGGCGGACGCCAUCGUUAGUUGCGAUUGCGAGACCCAUAGGUCCUUGGUGGUAUUGAGCGACAAGCUGAGAGCUUUUCGCUCCAUUGGGCUCGAAUCUGUCGAAAGGGGUGUGGAAAUAGGUCACCUCCCAAGCAAGAUUGACAGGGCAAGAUCGACAGUUGAGGGUGGUGAAGGGAUUAAGCUGAAUGACAGAAAUAUUGAGAAAGAUCAGAUGAGAACCGAUCAAGAACAGGGUUACUCAGUCGACAAGAAUUCCAUGAGCUGUGAACUACAGGAAGUAUCUGAUCAUAAAAGUUGUGAUAACAACUACGAUGAUGUGCCUCAGUCAGGUCAGAUGGAUCCAGUUCCACCUGAUCCGAAGGAUGUGAGAAAGAAGCAUCACAAUAUUUCUACAGAUACAUUUUUGCAUCCUAGUGAAAAGCGUAUUAGAUACAGCAAUUUAGAUGCCAACACUGCAACUAAUUUAGAUGCUGCUACAAUGCAGAAGCCCAGCUUAAUGGAUAGGAAUGCAACUGCGCACACAUUUGAGUGGGAUUCAAUUCCAACUCAUUAUGGGAAAUCCCCGAAUAUGAAAAAGGAGAUGGACUAUUUCAGCUCAAUGAACUCAAAGUCUUCUUCAUCUUUAAAUGAGACUAAAGAAUAUGUUUUAAGGAGAAGAAAAAGGAAAUGGAAUUCAUUAGAGGAAGAGACCUUGAGAAAAGCUGUGGCACGAUAUGGUGCAGGGAACUGGAAACUUAUCAAGGGAUGCCAUCCAGAAAUAUUCGAAAGAAGAACAGAGGUUGAUCUAAAAGAUAAGUGGAGAAAUAUGACGAGGCAUAUGUAAGUGCUUAUGGCAAAGAAAAUGUUCCACUCCAGCCUCCAGGGACAUGCUCGACAACGGUGUGCAUACAGGAAGUAGGAAAGUUGUCGAAGUUGAGCAAUGCUGAUCUUGUGGGCAACAGCCGGCCGGCACACUGCUGCUGAGAUGAUCAUACAUCUAUUUGCAUUCGGCCUUAUCUCCGCAGAUACAGAGGCUGCUUCUGCGGAUCAAACUCAUAGAUAUGGUCUCCAAUUCCAGUAAUUGCUGACUCCAUUUCCCUUGGUGAUUGGUAUCUGCCUCAGUAUCAUUCUCCCAAGCUUUCUCACCGAAUUCAGAUGUCCUUUCCACUGCUCCAGGCCAGACAUAUAUGACGCUGCAUUCUUCCUUGCCUAAACUUAGGUUUAUGUGAUCAAUUGUUGGUACCAAGGCUAUUGUCUCAAUAAAUUUAUUAGUUCUCUAAAUCUUUCUCCCUCACUGUUCAUGUUUAACUAUUGUCUUAUUUACACAUGUAUGGAUUUGUCUUGCUGAGUUUGUCUUGCCUCAGCAAGAGAAGAAGGGCAUAACUGUACCGAGUUUUUCUUC
Molecule: messenger RNA, 2018 nt
Organism: Musa acuminata subsp. malaccensis (wild Malaysian banana)
Lineage: Eukaryota; Viridiplantae; Streptophyta; Magnoliopsida; Zingiberales; Musaceae
Source: RefSeq, a predicted model, not a curated record